AUUCUCCUCCCACGGAUAUUUCGCACUCCCAUUCAAAUCUUGCGGAAAUUUUUACCACACGUUCUUUUACAGUCGAUAUCAUGAGAACCUGAAUCUUGUCUGCUUGCAGGAUGAAACGUAAAGCACCCGAAGAUGGAGAGUCACCUCCGAAAAGGCGCCUUGUAUCGGCCGACGAUAGCAGCAUUGAUUCUGCUUUUCGAUCAGAUCUUUUCGGGCUUGACACUCGAGAAGCCUUCCGCAAUUCUUACCAAACGUCGGUGCCUUAUCCGCAUGCCGUUGUACCCUCUUUGAUCCAAGAACCUCUGCUCCGCUCGGUGCGGCAGGAAAUCACUACCCAUAUUCAUUUUACCCUGAAAGAGACGGACAUCUAUCGCAUCUACCAAUCCGGCGACCUUGCAAAUCUCUCCAACCUCGAUGCUGAGUCGCUCAAACAUUUGCCCAGCCUAGUUCGCCUGAGAGAUGCUCUGUACAGCUCUGAUUUUAGGGAAUGGGUGUCCACUGUUACCGGCGCAGGCAAGGUGUCUGGGAAAAAGACCGACAUGGCAGUCAAUGUCUACACACCAGGGAGUUAUCUUUUGUGCCACGAUGAUGUGAUCGGGAGCCGAAGAGUCAGUUACAUCUUGUACCUGACAGACCCAGAUCAUCCCUGGCAACCUGAAUGGGGCGGCGGACUGAGGCUGUAUCCGACCGAGACGAAAAGAAACAAAGCAGGCGAGGAGAUCAAGGUUCCUCUUGCUCAGCACAGUUUAAACAUUCCACCUUCCUUCGGGCAAUUGAGUUUCUUCGCCGUCAGGCCUGGUGAGAGUUACCACGACGUGGAAGAAGUCUACCACGCAGAAACCCUGGAACAAGACGGCAGGAGAGUCCGCAUGGCAAUCAGCGGCUGGUAUCACAUCCCGCAGGAAGGCGAGGACGGGUUUGAACAAGGCAUGGAACAAGAACAGGCUCAGAAAUCUAGCCUUGCGCAGCUCAAGAGCGCCUCGAACGAAUUUGACGAGCCCCAGCUGGCGUUUCGUCAUUUUGACGAGCCGAGGAGCGUCAUGGAUAGUCGAGCUGCCGCGAGGGAGAUUGACCCAGGCGACGACCUUGACACCGAAGAUGGCAUACUCACAGAGCAAGAUUUGACCUUUUUGCUUCAUUACUUGACACCAAGCUAUCUAACUCCGGACAUGAUUGAAGACUUCUCAUCCUCAUUUGCCGACAUGUCAGUGUUACAACUAGAGGAGUUCUUCAACCCCACAUUCGCGGCCGAGUUGAAGGACUAUAUACAAAGGGUCGAAAGUGAGGACAAACAUCCGGUCCCAUCCGGAUCGAGAUCCUAUCAUCCUUCAGCCUGGAGAGUUGCUCGUCCACCACACAAGCAACGCUAUGCGUACCUUCAAACAGCGGAGGCCUUGCAUCGCGACAAAUGUCCAGUCUCCCGAAUCCUGGCUGACUUGAUACAUUCACAUGCCUUCAAGAAGUGGCUGGCGCUCGUUACAGGGCUGAAGACAAGAAGUCUCAUUCGCCAGAGCGCAGUAGCUCGCAGGUUUCGACGAGGAAAAGACUAUGCACUAGCAAACCCUUACCAAGGCGAGACGCCCAGACUGGAGUUCACCAUUUCAAUCACCCCGAGUGAGGGCUGGGAAAGAGAACGAGAUUCGGAUGAACAAGAGGAUGGUAAGCUGGCGACUGGUUUGGAAAAGCAAGCCAACGGCAGUCGGUCUUUCCGCAAUGGCGUCGAGGAUGAGAAAGACAAGAAGGGCAAGGCUGCCGCAGUCGAAAAGAUCCAAGUCUCCACAUCACCGGAAAUCGAGUUCGGCGGCGAAGAAGUUUACAUGGCGGGUGAAGAGGAGGAAGAUGGCCUACCAGAAGAGAGCGACUCGAAGCCCCUACCAAGUGUCGGCAAAAAACCAGCCCACGAUCCCGCCGUCUACAGAUCCGCCGAUGAUGAAGAUGAUGGUAUCCUGUUCGCCAGUCCCCCGGGCUGGAAUAAAUUCUGCAUCGUGCUCAGGGAUAAAGGCACAUUGAGAUUUGUCAAAUACGUGAGCCAGGCCGCACAAGGCGACCGCUGGGAUUUGAAAGGCGAGGUGGAGGUCGAUGAAGCUGGCUGGGACGAGGGAACAGGUGGCGAGGCAGAAGAGUUUGAAGAGGAAGAUGAGGAAGACGACACGGACGAAGAGGAUGUUGACGAUCUAGAAAGCCAUGAAGACAACUCCUGAGCUUUCUGCGCCCACGCUCAAUCGAUGCGCUGGUUCGCCCACAUCACUGAAAGGACAGCCGUGGUAUGUGCUGAUCUAGGGCUUCGACCGGUCCGUCACAAUCAGGUGCCUCUCCUGCAGACUAGAUAGGUUCAUCAACUGGUCCAAUUGACGGAUUGAGGGUAUUUAAGAAUUGCAGCCUUGAGCAGUACCACGUGCGCAUCUCAUGUCACAAUAGAACCUGCCGCAUGAUCUGGCAUUGAUUCCUGGUAAGCCG
This is a messenger RNA of Cladophialophora immunda, 2457 nucleotides long. RefSeq lists its product as uncharacterized. The coding region runs from base 111 to 2201 and encodes 696 amino acids. NCBI's taxonomy places the organism in Eukaryota, Fungi, Ascomycota, Eurotiomycetes, Chaetothyriales, Herpotrichiellaceae. Gene Ontology annotation, molecular function: L-ascorbic acid binding; iron ion binding; peptidyl-proline dioxygenase activity. Gene Ontology annotation, biological process: peptidyl-proline hydroxylation; regulation of translational termination. Gene Ontology annotation, cellular component: cytoplasm. The transcript has a single exon. The record is from RefSeq and is a predicted model, not a curated record.